Messenger RNA from Daphnia carinata, 1387 nucleotides. RefSeq lists its product as uncharacterized. The transcript has 6 exons. Gene Ontology annotation, biological process: regulation of transcription by RNA polymerase II. The record is from RefSeq and is a predicted model, not a curated record. Bases 447 to 1244 code for a protein of 265 amino acids. Gene Ontology annotation, cellular component: histone deacetylase complex. NCBI's taxonomy places the organism in Eukaryota, Metazoa, Arthropoda, Branchiopoda, Diplostraca, Daphniidae. Gene Ontology annotation, molecular function: protein binding; transcription corepressor activity.
UUUCAGUGUUUUAGCUCAAAUGAGUGGAGUCAAUCAUAUUCAGGACUAGAUUCUGUAUGUGACUCUUAACAACUCAUUUGCGUAGACUUCUCCGUGAAAACAAGUUCGAAUUCGGUGAGACGUAAAAGAGGUCGACUCUUCCUUUUCAAUAUUGCGUUUCUUUCGUUUAAUUUCAAAGGGGCCCGUGAUGUCGCAGUUUUCCACCUAUUUAUUGGCACAGGAUAAACCCAUUAUUUCCACUGAAAAUGUCUUAAUCGAGAGCCAUAUUUGAUGAUCAUGCUAAUCAUGUCGUCAUCGAGGAAAACUCUGCUCACAUAACCGAUUGAGAAAGCGAACAACAACGCUUUUCAGCAACGCCGCGAUGAACUGCAAGAUUAGGUCUAACAAACUAACGUUGACGUUGAGGCUCCGAUCAAGUUUUCGUAUCGGAUUUGUCCACUGGCGACAUGAUCACAAUUGACAGUAAAAAGGUUUCGGCUGUAAGGUGGAUUCCAGAAAAACAAAUCGCUGUAUCGUCUGGUGCCGGGACGAUUCAGAUUUUUGAACUGGAUGAAAACAAUUUGACAACAACACUCGUGAAAGAAUUCAAACAUAGAAGUAAAUAUGGACGUCUGGAAUGGAAUGAAAAGACCCACUUUUUGGCCAGUGGUGAUGGUGACGGGAUUAAGAUCUGGUCCAUGGAUCGUGACGACCCUAUUCAUAGCCUGCCAAUUGAUGGGGAAAUUUCAGGAUUGGCCUGGUGUCCGUGCAUAAGAAGUGGGGAAGAAGACGAAAUCGAAAAGGCAAGGAAAUCGGCCAAAAACUAUACUCUUAUUUACGCAUCGAGCGGCGUUUCUCUUUGGAAUCCACUCGAAAACGAAAAAAAGCCACGACUUCUUUCUGAUGGUGAUACGUUCGCCUUUUCAUCGGAUGGUGCGUUUCUUGCAGAAGGAGGCCGUGAUAAAUCAAUUAUUUGGUCAUCGGAGCACUGGAGACCAAUUUAUACUACACAAUACGAAUUCUUUGGUGAUAUAGAUAAUUUUUCUUGGCUUUACACUACUACUCCUGCAAACUUCUACGAGCAUAAAUUCAUAGUCAAUAACAUGGACGAGUCCAGCACCGUACUUGAAUUCGCUUUCGAAGAAAGCAAGUUUUCUGAUACAGCUAGUCAAAUAUUAAAAGAAUCAAAAGACGAGGACGUGGGUGCCGAAAGUGAAGUCGCUAGUCCUUCAAAACGCCUAAAGGCGAGCUCGUCUUCAAAAUAGAACCAAGUGAAGAAAAGUAGAUCCUGCAAAAGACAACAAUGCUAUAUUUCCGAAAUAAAAAACGUUUCAGUUGCAAUUUUUAUCCAAUGUUACUAUGGCCCUUUAAACCAUAGGUUGGAAUUUUACAUUCUGAUAAUUUUCAA